Hyla sarda is the source of this 3744-nucleotide messenger RNA. RefSeq names its product solute carrier family 35 member F4 (gene SLC35F4). The coding region runs from base 2113 to 3573 and encodes 486 amino acids. The record is from RefSeq and is a predicted model, not a curated record. The transcript has 8 exons. Gene Ontology annotation, cellular component: membrane. Lineage: Eukaryota; Metazoa; Chordata; Amphibia; Anura; Hylidae.
CAUAGGGCUAAUGCGGCGAUGAGAAGCCGUCCUACACAUAUAGCCACAGGGACAACACUGACAGCAGCAGGGACUCAGCUGGUCCUGCGAUCAGCAAUAAUAGUCCAUCAAGGAGGGAACUUGGGCCGUCACAUUCCGGGGGACAGAUGUGAGAGGACCCGGUGCAGCAGAGUCAGCACUAUCAGAGGCCGGGAGACCGCUCCAUAGUCAGCAGGUUGGGAGGCAGCUGCUCCGACCACUUGUCAGGCUCAUAAUCCUGUGUAGUCGCCGGGAUCCGAGCGCGAGUGUCAGUCGGGACCCUUGUAUUUGUGCAGGCUGGGAACCCAUUCAGCACCACUGACAGCAGCAGCACAUGGGAUUAAUGUACUGGAGCGCAGCCGGCUGGGAUAACAGGAGCGCAGCGACCUGAGGCAUCAGCAACUGCGAGAGCUUAGUGUGGACCAACACUAGUGUCCAGGAAAAGUGUGGAUCAGCACCUGGGAAAGCAGCACUAGUGUCCAAGAAAAGUGUGGAUCAGCACCUGGGACAGCAGCUCUAGUGUACAGUACAAGUGUGGAUCAGCACCUGGGACAGCAGCUCUAGUGUACAGUACAAGUGUGGAUCACUACAUGGGACAGCAGCACUAAUGUCAGGAUAAGUGUGGAUCAGCACCUGGGACAACAACAGUAGUGUCGGAAUAAGUGUGGAUCAGCACCUGGGACAGCAGCACUAGUGUCCAGGACAGUGUGAAUCAUAACCUGGGACAGCAGCACUAGUGUCCAGGACAGUGUGGAUCAUAACCUGGGACAGCAGCACUAGUGUCCAGAACAGUGUGGAUCAUAACCUGGGACAGCAGCACUAGUGUCCAGGAAAAGUGUGGAUCAUAACCUGGGACAGCAGCACUAGUGUCCAGGACAGUGUGGAUCAUAACCUGGGACAGCAGCACUAGUGUCCAGGACAGUGUGGAUCAUAACCUGGGACAGCAGCACUAGUGUCCAGGACAGUGUGGAUCAUAACCUGGGACAACAACAUUAGUGUCGGAUUAGUGUGAAUCAGCGCCUGGGACAGUAGCCUAAGUAUCUAGGUUAAGCCUAAAUCAGAAACUUUACACUAGUGUCAAUGAUAAGUGUGGAUCCACUCCUGGGACAGCAGCACCAGUGUCCAGGGAAAGUGUAGAUCAGCAACUCGGACAGCAGCAUUAGUGCUCAGUAAAUUGGACCAGCACCUUUGCAAUAGUGUUUCGUAAACGUGCGGAUCAGCAGCUCGGCCAGCAGCACUAGUGUAGUAUUCAGUAUUAGUGGAUCAGCACCUUGUACAGCAGCACUGGUUCAGUAUAAGUGUGGAUCAGCAGCUCGGCCAGCAGCACUAGUGUAGUAUUCAGUAUUAGUGGAUCAGCACCUUGUACAGCAGCACUGGUUCAGUAUAAGUGUGGAUCAGCAGCUCGGCCAGCAGCACUAGUGUAGUAUUCAGUAUUAGUGGAUCAGCACCUUGUACAGCAGCACUGGUUCAGUAUAAGUGUGGAUCAGUACCUUUGCACUAGUGUAGUAUUCAGUAUUAGUGGAUCAGCACCUUGUACAGCAGCACUGGUUCAGUAUAAGUGUGGAUCAGCAGCUCGGCCAGCAGCACUAGUGUAGUAUUCAGUAUUAGUGGAUCAGCACCUUGUACAGCAGCACUGGUUCAGUAUAAGUGUGGAUCAGUACCUUUGCACUAGUGUAUGCUAUUGGUGUGGAUAGACAGCUCGGACUACAGCACUAGUGUUCGGAUAAUCUGCUCUAGUGAUCAGUAAGAGUGUGGAUCAGCACUGGGAUUGGUGUGAAUACAUAGCAGUGCAGCAGUGGUGACCAGCUGCUCUGAACCGCGUACGUGCACACUGUUGGUUCAGCACCUUGGAGAGCACCUGCAGUUGACACCAGCGAAGUGUAACAGAUUACAGUGCAGCAGACUGUGACAUUAGUGAGCCUGGCACAUUGGUUGUGAGAACCUCACUAUACAGUAACAAUUUACUACCUUGCAGCACAAGUAUUAGUCGGGACCCUGACUAUUCCAUACAAGCCUUAGCAACAGAGACUAAAGGAGACAGAACUCUGAAAGGAACAUUUCCAGCACCACAUUACUACAAGUCCUUCAGUCUUUAUGGAUGUCAAAGCAGCUCCCAAUGGUGUGGCCACCAUAGAAGACAGGAUCCUAAGAAUCACUGGAUAUUAUGGAUAUUACCCUGGUUACUCCAGCCAGAAACAUACUUCGCACUCAUCCGUUUCACGGUGUCUCUCCGGAAUCACAUACUCGAAUUCAUGUAGUAGCACAAGAAAGAAGAUCUGUCAUAUGUCUUCAACUGAAGAAUCUUCCUCUCCCAUGUUUGAGCUGGAAAGUAGAAGUCCCCUUCAAAGGUUUGAAUGCAGCAGAUCCAACUUGGUCCAGAGUGGUUCAGGUGGAGAUGGAGCACAAACAAAUGCAGAAAAUACACCUGAAAACCGUGAAAAAUCCCGAUGUCAGUCGUGUACCUCCACAUUCCUAAAAAUUGUCUGGGGAUUCCUGAUUAUCCUCUCAGUGUCAUCUUCUUGGGUCGGAACCACACAGAUAGUAAAAAUCACAUAUAAGAACUUCUACUGCCCGUUCUUUAUGACAUGGUUCUCAACCAACUGGAAUAUUAUGUUUUUCCCGGUAUAUUAUUCUGGGCACCUAGCAACAGCACAAGAGAAGCAGCCACUGCUCCAAAAAAUUAGGGAAUGCAGUCGAAUUUUUGGAGAAGACGGUUUAACACUGAAGCUCUUCCUCAAAAGGACUGCCCCCUUUUCCAUUCUAUGGACUUUGACAAAUUACCUCUACUUACUUGCUCUUAAAAAACUGACAGCCACUGACGUGUCGGCUCUAUUCUGCUGCAACAAAGCCUUUAUGUUCCUGCUCUCAUGGAUUGUCUUGAAGGACAAGUUCAUGGGUGUACGGAUAGUUGCUACAAUAAUGGCAAUAACUGGGAUCGUAAUGAUGGCGUAUGCAGAUGGUUUCCAUGGCGACUCAAUUAUUGGAGUGGCUCUUGCUGUUGGAUCUGCCUCGGCAUCAGCACUAUAUAAGGUUUUGUUUAAGAUGUUUCUCGGCACGGCUAACUUCGGUGAAGCAGCACAUUUUUUUUCUACUUUAGGAUUUUUCAAUUUAAUCUUCAUCUCAUGUACACCAAUCAUCCUUUAUUUUACCAAAGUAGAGCACUGGUCAUCCUUCUCUGCCUUACCAUGGGGAUAUCUGUGUGGAGUUGCUGGUCUAUGGUUAGUUUUCAACAUCUUAGUAAAUGUUGGGGUCGUCUUGACAUAUCCCAUACUAAUUUCAAUUGGCACUGUCCUCAGUGUUCCAGGUAAUGCAGUCAUUGACCUGCUCAAGCAUGAAGUGAUCUUUAGUGUUGUAAGACUGGGGGCGACUAUUAUCAUCUGUAUUGGGUUCCUGCUUAUGCUUCUCCCUGAAGAAUGGGACGAGAUUACCCUGCGAUUCAUCAACAGCCUAAAAGAGAAGAAGACGGAGGAACAUGCAGAGGAUGUGGCAGAUACCGGGGUCUACACCAGGAGCAGGAGCAGGGCAAACGGCACAGUGUCUAUACCACUGUCUUAAAACCAUCAUCAUUUGAAUGCACGUGAAUGUAUAUUCUGUGAAUAUAAUUUAAAUUAUUUCACAAAUUGUAAUGUAAUAUCACAGUACUUAUCUGCAAAUAAUUCUAAGUUAAAGGCAUAAUGUUUACAUUUAUACACCUACGUGUAAAUAACACAAUAAAGUUCUUUUUUU